This is a messenger RNA of Lactuca saligna, 387 nucleotides long. NCBI's taxonomy places the organism in Eukaryota, Viridiplantae, Streptophyta, Magnoliopsida, Asterales, Asteraceae. The record is from the annotation of a GenBank genome assembly.
AUGCAGAUCUUCGUGAAAACCCUAACCGGGAAAACCAUCACCCUCGAGGUUGAGAGCAGUGACACCAUCGACAAUGUAAAGGCAAAGAUUCAGGACAAGGAAGGUAUUCCACCGGAUCAGCAGAGGUUGAUCUUUGCCGGAAAGCAACUUGAAGACGGCCGAACUCUUGCUGAUUACAACAUCCAGAAAGAGUCCACUCUUCAUUUGGUGUUGAGGCUAAGGGGAGGAAUCAUUGAGCCCUCUUUGAUGGCAUUGGCUAGGAAAUACAAUCAAGACAAAACUAUUUGUCGCAAGUGUUAUGCUCGUCUGCACCCAAGGGCUGUGAACUGCAGGAAGAAGAAGUGUGGCCACAGCAACCAGCUAAGGCCGAAGAAGAAGAUUAAGUAG